AUGGAACAGAAUACAAAGUUAAAGAAAUAAACACACGCUCGAUUGAUAAAUGAUAGCGGAGCAAUGUAAGCACGAUCUAUAGAGCCACAAGGUAAAGCGGGAUCGCAUGGUCUAUUCAUCAGCUGAUGCGAAGAACCGGUUAUCGUGUUGUUUACAUCGUUUCAUAUGGCUUCUGAUAACGGACCCUGAUAUUCCACGCUGGUGCACGGUUAUAUAUUUAUGCAUUCGCGUAAUUCGCGGACGGAUCGAGAGCGAUUUUUAUAGAAUGGAAACGAGAUCUUGUCGGUGAUUUAUUUCGACGAUCACGAUUCAGGUUAUGUCAACCAUCGUCGUCGGUUCGACGACUGAAUCACCAAGGAUACUUAAGGGUACACGCGCUUUACCGGCUCGUGAAAGCUCUCAUAAUGAGAACCGGCGGUAUGCUGGAUGGCCGCGAGUUCGGGAAGCGCGUACGUCGUCUCUUGGACGGCAAUUACUCCUAUCGUAAGAUUCUGCUGAUUGUCCUGGUUUGCGGCGGCUUGCUGUUAUAUUUUGGUCCAUCCUUCGCGCAAUGGCUCUUUUCCACCGCUAGGGAACCCAUAGAAGCAUUUGAGGAUCACUGUAUAAACGAGAGGCUAGCCAGUUUUUAUUUUGAUGCUAUUGAAUAUAACGCAAAUAUUCUGCACAAUCCAUCUAAAAAGAAUGAAUAUUCUUAUCUGCCGUAUAUUGGCAAUGGUGUCUUUGGAGUUCCCGUUUCUCCAGAAGGCUGGCUGUAUAUUAAGCAUGGGAGAGCGCUUUUGCUGCCUGUACAGUGGCAACCAUUGAUCUCGCAUUCUAUACCCAAGGAUAGUUUUUAUCGAGAAGCUACCAUUGUUCAUUUUACAAACGGAAUUGUUUAUAAGUAUCAGUGCCUUAGAGAGGGAUAUCACAUAGACUUUCAGUAUUAUGCUCAUAGAGGUCUUGAGGGGAUUUUAGUGCAAUCUAUAAAAGUUUCCAAUCCAUUUUCGCUCUCUCAAGAGGUGCCAUUGAAGCCACAGGAAUCCACUCAUUGGAGUAAUUCCCACAUAGAGCCCAUCAAGAUUCAGGUAGAUGGGUUUAAUCACGAGUAUACUCUCGUGUCUGGAUUUGUACCAGUGCCCAAUUCCAACAAGAUAAUAGUCAUAUCGAUAAUUUACAAAGUUCCACCUAAAACGGUUCAAGUGAAAGCGCGCAGUUCCGUCAAAUUGGAAUUUUUAUCGAGCAUUCAAUACAGUGAGCCGAUAUCGUCCGAACAGUACCAUAUCGAACGCGAUGCCACCAAGAAGAAGGCGAUUGAUUUAAUGAAAAAGGCGGUUGCACGCCAGCAACGAAACUUGAGAGAAGAGCAUGUGAAUCUUUGGCAAAGUUAUUGGUAUACAAGCUUGAGGAUAAGUGACUCCAAGGCCGAUGGUGCUAUUAACGGCCACAAAAUAAAUUCUACCAUGUAUUAUGUACUAUCUCAGGUAUCGCGAAGUGCUCAAGAUGUGGAGAAAAAUGUUGCCAUGAACGAGGGCUGCUAUAGAGGUCAUCAUACCUUAGACGCUCCCCGCUUGUGGAAAGACACAUCUUCCAUCGAAGCUGUAAAUGAGAUAGUCGAGGCAUGGUUGAUAACUUUAGAAAAACAAGGCUGCCAUCAUUUAGUGACUGGUGGCCCAGCGGCUGUACAGCAAGCAAUCGUGCUGAGUCUCGGUAGUUUGAGAUUUAGUAAUCAACAUCUUGAAUUCAAUAUCGAUCCUCAGUAUCUUCAUCGCGACUACUUGUUUAAGCGCAUAAGUUAUGGCAAUUUAACGCAUGUGAAUAUAUCCGUAACAGUCGGUGAGGAUAAUCGUGCAAUAUUAGGAGUAGCUUUGGACAAAAGCGAUAGCGUUUAUUUUGGAUGUGAUGCUGGCUGUUUGGAUGCGCCAGUACCACUCGGUCAGACAUAUACAAACUUUCCUGUCAAGUUAACAAAACCACUAACCGCAAUACUUUAUAUAACAUCUGAUCACCAACAUAUGCAGGAUCUUCGCAAUGCUUUGCAUGUACACGAAGUGGAUGAUGCACCGGCACAUGAUCAUCAGGUGAUGGCUUUGCAUAAACACGGACAUCAACUUGGAGGUUUGCCCACUUUAUUCUGGGUGAGCAUAUGUUUUCUGAUAAUUGUGUUCCAUCUGUUUCUAUGUAAAUUAAUUUGUAACGAGUAUUAUAGCCAUCAGGAUCGGCAGAGAGUCCGAUAUAAUAAACCGUAAUAUAAUU
Formica exsecta is the source of this 2232-nucleotide messenger RNA. RefSeq lists its product as uncharacterized. NCBI's taxonomy places the organism in Eukaryota, Metazoa, Arthropoda, Insecta, Hymenoptera, Formicidae. The record is from RefSeq and is a predicted model, not a curated record. The coding region runs from base 405 to 2225 and encodes 606 amino acids. The transcript is spliced from 7 exons.